AUGAAACCCGGGCGUGACCAAGAGGUUGACGAUGAAAAGAUCAACCUGGAGCGAGAUGAAGAAGCCCAACGUCCAGAUACAGCGGGCUCCAACUCUUCCAAAUCUGUGGGUGACCAGGACGUCAUUGAGCCGGUCACCAUAGGCGAGCCCCUGGGUCAUAUAGAUACUCGGCCAUCUACCAAGCGUGCUCAGUCAAGAGCGUCGUCUGCGAGGUCAAGAGCCCUUUCUGUUGUCCCUAGAUCGAAAAGACGUGGUCUGCUUGCCAGAUUCACGCUGGUCCCUGAGAUUGCGUAUCCGCCUGAUUAUAAGAGUUCGACGAAAUGGUGUCUUACUGGUAUUGUUGCGCUGGCCACGGCUGCUGCACCGCUGGGUUCGACUAUUGUGUAUCCUGCCCUCGCUGUUCUGGCUAAAGAGUUCAACGCCUCAGAAACAAUUACCAACCUCUCAGUCGCUCUUUACAUGAUAUCCAUGGCCAUCUUCCCCCUAUGGUGGUCCUCCUUCUCCGAAGAGUUCGGCCGUCGGUCCAUCUACCUCAUCUCCUUCACCCUCUUCGUCAUCUUCUCUGUUCUCUCUGCCAUUAGCACGAACAUCACCAUGCUCAUCGUCUUCCGCAUGUGUGCCGGUGGUGCCUCCGCGAGUGCUCACUCCACAGGCGCUGGUUCCAUCGCUGACUUGUUUGAGGUGUUCGAGCGCGGAAAGGCCAUGAGUAUCUUCUACCUAGGUCCUUUGCUAGGACCUAUGAUAGCCCCCGUCGUAGGCGGUGCUCUGACUCAGGAGAUUGGAUGGCAGGCGACUAUGUGGUUUCUCGCCAUCUAUGGUCUUGUGGUUCUUCUCAUGAUUCUCUUCUUCCUCCCAGAGACACUGCAGCGCAAGCCUGAGACUACAUUGCCAAUUGCAGAUACUCAAGAGCUCAGCCGAAUGCGCACAAUGGACUCCGCCAAGGUCAAGACAAAGCGUCUCGCCAAAGCCACUCGACGAUAUCUCAUUGAUCCUCUGGGAGUUCUUCUCUACCUGCGGUUCCCGCCUGUUCUUAUCACCGUGCUUCUCGCAGCGAUUGCCUUUGGUUCUCUGUAUGUAGUGAACAUCGCCAUCCAGCAAAAGUUCUCGCGCGAUCCGUACAACUUUGGACAGCUUUCCAUCGGCCUGAUGUACAUCCCUUCUGGCCUGGGAUACAUCGUUGGAUCAUUAUUUGGCGGACGUUGGAUUGACAAGAUCAUGGCUCGAGAGGCACGCAAGGCUGGUCGUUACGACGAGAACGGCAAGCUGAUAUAUCUGCCCGAGGACCGCAUGAGAGAGAACGCUUGGGUGAUGACUACUAUAUAUCCAUUGGCGUUGCUCAUGUUUGGCUGGGUACUAAAGUAUGGCCUACACCCUGUGGUGCCAUGUCUCGCCCUCUUUUUCUUUGGAGUCUCAUCUAUGCUCGUCUUUUCCGUUGCAACCACUAUGCUCACAGAGCUUAUUCGAAAGCGUAGUUCUUCAGGCGUUGCUGUUAACAAUUUUGUUCGUAAUACCCUCAGUUGCAUCGGUGCUAUUGUUGCCGCACCGUGGAUUGACGCCAUCGACGUGGGAUGGGUCUUUACGAUUCUUUGCGUAUGCUGUUUGAUUAUUAGCUACACAUGUAUCAUCUUGUUGAGAAAGAAUGCGACGAAGUGGAGGAAGAACAUGGAUGAAGCAUUAAAUCAGUAG
This is a messenger RNA of Fusarium sp. VM40, 1686 nucleotides long. Lineage: Eukaryota; Fungi; Ascomycota; Sordariomycetes; Hypocreales; Nectriaceae. The record is from the annotation of a GenBank genome assembly.